Molecule: messenger RNA, 1527 nt
Organism: Fusarium vanettenii 77-13-4
Lineage: Eukaryota; Fungi; Ascomycota; Sordariomycetes; Hypocreales; Nectriaceae
Exons: 4
Coding region: 1-1527 (508 amino acids)
Biological process (GO): transmembrane transport
Molecular function (GO): transmembrane transporter activity
Source: RefSeq, a predicted model, not a curated record
AUGGAGAAGGUUAACCAAGACACCGAGGUCAAGAACUUCUAUGGUACCUCCAUCAGUGAUUCUUACCGCCUCAAGUCAGAGCUUGUUGGGAGAUGCAUGGAAGAGAUCGGCAUGGGCCCAUUCCAAUGGAAGCUUUUCGUUUUCUGUGGAUUGGGAGGCCUCAUCGACAAUUUCUGGUCUCAGGGCUUACCUACCAUUCAACCCGCCGUCGCUACGGAAUUCAGUGACUCCAGAAUUACGUUCAGUUCCAUCGCCUACUACGUCGGUCUGAUCUUGGGUGCGACAUUCUGGGGCGUUUCUUCCGACUACUUCGGACGUAAACCAGCCUUCACUCUGACUUUUCUCAUAGGAGGAAUAUUUGGCACUGCAGUUGGAGGUGCAAGAGACUUUGUCACUUUCUGUUCUCUUUGGGCCGUCAUCGGUACAGCAGCGGGAGGUAAUGUACCUGUUGAUAAUAUGCUGUUUCUGGAAUUCCUUCCUCCAUCUCAUCAGUAUCUUUUGACUGCAAUCUCGGCCUGGUGGAUUCUCGGACAGCUUGUUGUGUCCUUGGUCGGCUGGGUCCUGAUCGCCAACUUCAGCGCCCCAUCUAGCUCACUACCGGGGACUGUCGUGGCAGCAGAUAACAUGGGCUGGCGAUAUGUGAUGUUUACCCUCGGAGGCAUCGCAAUUUUGAUUCCUUUAAUUCGCCCCCUCAUCUUCAAGAUGCCAGAGUCGCCCCGUAACCUCCUCGCAAGACAUAUGGACGCAGAGGUUGUCGAGUCUGUUAACUUCGUUGCCAAGGCAAACGGAAAACCAGAACCUCUGGCCCUUGCAAUGCUGCAACAAAUCGAUAUAGACCUAGGCCUCGUUUCGGCUGAUGAUGCUACGAGCCGACCAAAGAAAGACCUACAGGGCACGCUCCAGGAUAGCUUUAACGACUUUCGGAGCGCGAAUCUGAAAGCUUUGUUCAGUACAAAGAAGCUCACACAACAUACAGUCGUGCUCUGGGUCAUUUGGUUAACAAUUGGCAUUGCGUUUCCCCUUUACUUCAACUUCUUGCCUACAUACCUCUCUCAACUCGUCGUUGGGGACAACUCCCUCAAUUCGAUAUACAGAGACUAUUGUAUUCAGUCAGCUGUGGGUGUUGUUGGGCCUCUGGCUGCGGCUUGGAUGAUCCAGAGCCGCCUCGGGAGACGAUAUGCAAUGGCGCUUGGAUCCGUCAUUACUGGUGCGUUCUUGUUCGCAUACACUGCAGCUCGUUCACCUGGUGCAAACUUGGCUUUUUCUUCAGUUAGCGUCCUGGUCGCAAAUUUCGUAUAUGCUAUCCUGUUUGCGUUCACUCCCGAGUCUUUCCCAGCACCAAACCGCGGUAUCGGAAGUGGCUCGGCGGCUGCGCUGCUGCGUGUUGGUGGAUUGAUAGCAAGCCUGAUCGGAACCUAUACCGACUUCUCCGUGGUUCCUAUCUACGUCGCGGCAGGUAUGUGGUGCGGAGCUGGGUUGCUCUGCUUUGGGUUACCAUUUGAGACACACGACCAUGCUGCUCUGUGA